Molecule: messenger RNA, 221 nt
Organism: Funneliformis caledonium
Lineage: Eukaryota; Fungi; Glomeromycota; Glomeromycetes; Glomerales; Glomeraceae
Source: the annotation of a GenBank genome assembly
AUGAUAAUAUUAUUCUUGAAACUGUAAUUGAUGAAGAUAAAAUACAAUUAGUACAACUUACACAAAAGAAUAAUGAAAAAAAUGAAGAAAUAGUAUCUAUUCAGCCUAUUUCUUCUAUAAUAGUAUUAUCAGUUUUAAAUAAUAUUUUAAGUUUUUUGACUAAUCUAUCUAAUGGAUUUGCUAUUGAAUUAAAAAAUCUUAUGAAACUUCAUUCUUUAUGA